Messenger RNA from Trichomonas vaginalis G3, 2892 nucleotides. Its product is annotated as mannose-6-phosphate receptor family. The transcript has a single exon. The record is from RefSeq and is a predicted model, not a curated record. Lineage: Eukaryota; Parabasalia; Trichomonadida; Trichomonadidae. The coding region runs from base 1 to 2892 and encodes 963 amino acids.
AUGCUUCCUUUAUUAUUUUCACAAUCACAAGCCGUAAAUAACAAAUGGCCUAUCAGACGUAAUGUUUGUGGCGCAAACAUUAAUGGUUCUGUAUGGUCCAUGCCAGAACUCCAAGACAGAGGAGUUGAAAAAUUUGAUUUUAAGUUAUAUGACCUUAAUUAUACAGCCUAUUUUAAGAUCUGCGGAGAAUUCACAGAAGCUGAUGCAGGUUCUCUUCCAAGUUAUGCUGCAAACUAUAAAUUUAUUUCAAUGCUUUUAUGCUGGAAGGAAGGCACUGUUUGCUAUCCAGCUGGCAGUAAAUUCGAUCUUGAUUAUGCUCCAUAUGAUGAAAAAGAUUUUUCAAAGGGUGUUUCCCUUCAAUAUCUUUCCCACCCAGUUCAAUUGUUAAAGAGCACAAUUUUUAAGUUCACAUUUGAUGUUGCCUGCGAUGCAUCUCAAACCAACUCAAAGAAGGCAUUUGAUACUCCAGAUGUUGAUUUCUCAUGGGACAGGUACUCCACAAUCAAGAUUAACUUCCCAUACGCCGGCGGCUGCCCAACAAAGGCUGCUCCUCCAGCUCCAACACCAAUGUACUCUCCACAGUGCGAUUAUGACGAGAGAGAUCCAAAUAAGCAGGAUGAAGGUAUUUCCAUGGAUCUUCACGAUAACAAUGGUGGUCCAUAUGGUCACAUGUAUCCAGCAGUCUAUGACAAUUCCCAUCACGUCAUUUUCUACCAGCCAUGCGAGCGUUCUUACAACCCAGCCAACUCCACAGAUCAAACACUUGCCUCUGUUUGGGACUGCAAUGAAGACGUCACAAAGUGCAUCAACUACGGUAUCGCAGAUGAUCAUAUGAAAAUGGCUCGUAACCGCUGGGACAUUAACCAACCAGUUACGAACAACAUCUACAAUGGAGAAGCCAGCAGACAGACAAUUGUCUCAUGGUCAUGUAAUGAAGGCUUGCCUGCCAACUCAAUUAAGUUCUAUGAUGCUGAUUACAUCUCAGACGACAAGUACAACCUCGAAAUCAAGGUCUCCUCACAAGAAUCUUGUGUUCAUACAUUCGAUCCUCCGGAUAUUCCAACAGAAAAGUGCAAACUUAAGUACAAAGAAUACGAUUUCGAUGCUACCAAGCUUAACGCCAAGGAGAACGUCGGCUACGUAUCCAAUGUCCGCAUGGAGACUCCUCUCGGCGGAAAUUCCACUGUUAGAAUGCACUUCCAGCCAUGUGGCUCCAUCUACUGUCCAAAGGAUGCAAAGUGCGACCAAUUUGAAGACGCUUACCUUUGGAUCUGCAAGCCCGUAACAAUUCACACCGAUAAAUACGAUUGCGAUCCAUAUGGCUUAGCUGAGCACAAUGUAACUACACAGUUUGUUGAUCCAUACAACUUCCACUCCGGUAUUCAGAUGAAGUACAGGGGUGGCGACAACCUCGAAGCCUACGUCACAUAUCUCUGCGACGAGUCACUUGCAGACAACGAGAUUCGUAUUGACAACACUGUCGAAGUCUCACAGUCCACACUCAGACUCGAAGCGAGAACCAAGCAGGCCUGCUCAUCUGGCGAGAACCCAGACUGGCACUUCUACCUUCCAUGGCCACACAAAGACGUGACACCAACACCAACACCACUUGUUCACCCUCAGACAACACUCUUCAUGAGAAAUGAGACACAUCACGUCGCAUUGACACUUUCUGCCGCAGACAGAGAGAUUGACGAGCAGGAGUUCGACAUCGCCAGCAGAGGAAAGAGAUGCCACAUCUGGCACUUCUUCGCUCCAGACGGAAACAUCACAUGCCCAACAGGUUGGGACUGCAAGGAAUUCUCCAACAUGACAGGAGCCGGCUGGAUCUGCUACAAGAACGAGCAGAAAGAGAAAGUCUGCUUCCCAGACGCUGUCAGAACAAACAUCAUGACAAUGAGAGCUCUCGAUGGAUCAAUGGACAAAGGCGCUGAGAUCGUCUACAACGGUGUAUACAACUACGAUCUCGAACUCAAUGUCUACUGCGACAAAGACUCUCCAUACGAUUUACCACUCUCAUCAGCACCUUCUUACCACUUGAACACUGCUACUGGUGGCCAGGAAAUCUCAUUCGAAUCAACCUCUUCAAUGGUCUGCCCGAAGAAGUUCGCAACACCAAGGUAUCCAGUUGUCAAACCAACAGCGACACCAAAUCCACAGAUCCUCGCUAACAUCUCUUGGGAUCAGGACUUCGAUGAGGAUGGACACCAAGUCGAACUCAACUUCAACAGAAUUCCAGAUACAAUGCAGUCCGACAUCGCUUUGGGAGCUCCUCCAAGCGCUUACGAACUCGCGACAAUCGUCUACAGCCCAGUAGACAGAAUCCCUUGCCCAGCUGAUUACAAGUGCCCAGAUAUGGAGAAAGGAAACAUCUGGAAGUGUUUCAAGAACGAGACAGACAAGUACUGCUACGUUAUCGGUAACGCUGAGUACGGCAUGAACACAGAACUCGCUCCAAACAACGGCUACAUCCAUGCUGAUGUCGCUGCUACAUAUUGGGGAGGUGCAAACGGUGCAAGAACAACAUUGUUGUUCGUUUGCAACCACUCUGUUCCAAAGGAUACAAUCUGGUUCGAUCCAGUUGGCGUACAGAGAUACAACGGAAAAGCUGCUUACGCAAUUAUGUACGUCCACACAAUGAACGUAUGCUGGGAUGUAAACAAGGAGUCUGGCCUUUCCGGAGGUGCAAUCUUCUUGACAAUUGUUUUCGUUGGUGCUACUUUGUACUUCGCUGGUGGAGCUCUCGUCAUGUUCUUCAUCAAGGGAACUGUCGCUCUUCCAAACGCUGCUUUCUGGGAAUCAUUCUGGGCUGCAGUACAAACUGGUGCUGUUUACUUGUUCACUUGUGGAAAGAAGACUUCUUUCGGAGUAGCUUCCUACGACGCAAUUUAA